This is a messenger RNA of Alosa alosa (allis shad), 919 nucleotides long. RefSeq lists its product as uncharacterized. Gene Ontology annotation, biological process: response to bacterium. The transcript is spliced from 4 exons. Bases 84 to 656 code for a protein of 190 amino acids. Lineage: Eukaryota; Metazoa; Chordata; Actinopteri; Clupeiformes; Clupeidae. The record is from RefSeq and is a predicted model, not a curated record.
GUACUAACGAUCUUCAUAACAACCAGUACAGUACAUUUGGGUUUUGUUAAGGAAGUGUAAGCAGCGAGUCUACUUCAGCUAAAAUGGCUCUCUGCAUCAUCUUCGGUCUGAGUUUUGUUGUGAGUCUGAGUGAAUCAAUUGAAUGGUGGAAGGUGCACCUUGGAGAGAGUGUGACCCUCCAGUGUGACAUCUCCUUCCAUCGAGAGACAGCCUGGGUAAGACACAAAUCUGACGAGAUCCCAGUGGUCCUCCUGGUAGCUGGGCCAAAUGAAUCUGACGGCAGCCUCUACAGCAAAGACCACAUACACCAUCGUUUUAAGGCAGUGGCAAACCAAAGCCGUGAAAGCAACGACCUGAGAAUCAGCAAUGUGACCGAGGAAGAUUUGGCACUGUAUUACUGUAUAGGUAGAGUGAAAGGAAAGCAAAAGUUUGGGAUAGGCACCAGACUCUAUCAAGACAAAGCAGAAGGAGUUGAUGACAUUCUUCCUACAAAAGCCCCAUUUCAGAAUGAAGACCAUCAUUUCAACCUCUACUGGCUUUUUGCUGGUCUACGGGGCAUUGGGCUCCUGAUAUUUGUAUCAGCUAUACUGACUGUCAACAUCAAAAAAAGAAAGACCCAUCAGACGCAGAUAAAAAAAUACUCACAUUCUGGAUAACAGACAGAUAUACAUAGCCCUACAUACAGUAGCCUACAUGUUUUUUCUACAGGGUUAAUUAUUCAACAUUGUUUAAAUAUCAUUUUUUGAAUCAUUCAAUGAUGCCAAUUUUAAAAUGUCUUUCAAACUUUCAAACAUUAAUGAUAUUGAUUUUGUAAAGGGUUUCAUAUUUUUUCAGUUUUGUUUCUCCACUGAUUUUUUUGUCAGCCAUUCCCAGGACACUGAAACACAGGAACAUAUUACAGUUUUUCUCGAUUACUUUU